UUCUACGUCAUUGGAAUCUCAAAAUGGCUCCUGCUCACCGCCCAAAUGGGGGCGGCUGCCGGUUUUUCUAAUAACAAAAAUUAUACACGACCAGGCGACUGAUAUUCCCCCUUUUCCUGCCGCCGUCGCUCGGAAUAGCAACCGUAUUUUGAUUAUGCGUCAUUCUGUAAGGAGGGAUGCUCUCUGAGAUCAUGAUAGGCAUAAUAGCUAGACAAGGAAAAACGGGGAAAGAGCAAGCAAAGCUGAACCAGCCACCACAGCGUUUUUGUUAUGGAGCAGUGGUGUAGGGAAUGUGAAUGACAUGGAAAAGGCAUAUAAUGUCUCUUCUCCACCGGCUUUCUGUGUUGGUGCGAACGAAAAGGGGACCAGCAGCACAUAUGUCACCCAGCCGCUGUCUCGCGGUACCGCCGAAGCGGCAGCUCGUAUCUCUAAACAUGUCAGCAGGGACACAACGGGUUGCAGUGACAGCAGGGAGUCGGGUGAAGUAGGAGAGGAUAUUGGCCGUUCCACGGUUUUAGUUACUGACAGUCCAUCCGGUGGCACUGUAAGCAAUUGUGUUAUUCCUGAGCCAGGUUGUGACUCAUCUACAAACGGGUUUACUGUGUCAACAAUGGUAGGCGCCAAGGCAGGGAACUCCUCUGCUGUCGCUGCAGUGAGUCGAGAGGAAAUGGACGGGAAUGCUCUCCAGAGGAUUUCACUGGCAGAGAAGAACAAGGAAUCCUCUGCAGAAGAAGUAGAUGCCUGUCAUCCACCAUUGAACUUUGUGACAGCAGCUGAGACUGUAGAGUCAUUGACACACUCCUGCAAUGGACAGCUUGAACUAAGCUGCACAGCUGCCUCCCGGACUGUUCCAGAGGGGCUCUCGAAUUGGGACACAGACAGUGUUAUUCAGAGCACCCUCAGCAGUGAUGCUGUUAUUAGGCGACCGGUUAACUGGAGUAUGACCCCUGACAAGGAGGCCAAAAUGGCAAAUGGUGGAUUAUUUAUAGGACACAGCAGCGCCAAGUUACACACAGAGACAGUUGUAACAAUUAUUUUGGAUGGAGCUGCAACAUGUCUCUCUAACACACAGUGUGAAAAACCCUCAAUUGCAAUGAGUGCAAGGGAGGGACAUCACGAAUCCUGCAAUAUCAGAGUGGAACCUGACGGAGCCGGGGCCCAGCCUAGGACACAAGCUAACGUAGCAGGAGAUCUAUCUGGUGGUGCUACAUCCAAUCUCACCUCUCAGGGUUUACCAUCAAGCACAGCACCAACGAAAGACCCCUGUAGGGUCAGUGCUAAACCAGACACCAUUCGGGGAGAGGAACCUUCAGCAUCUGAUCACCAAGGAGAUGAUCUUUCUUCCAGACCCCAUCCUCAGGCGCUCAGGACCAGGACUGUGCCCAACAGUGUGAGCUAUGACUCCACCAUUCUCAGUCCAGGGGAUGAGGAUGGGGAGACCUUCGCGGAGCUGGGGGCCCAGGGCCACAGUGACCGCCGAUUCAUGGACGUCAGUCUGAGCUCCAGGAACACCUUUGAGUCCAGCAGACGUCAGUCUGCCCCAGGGGAUAUACCAGAGGGCCUGAGUGUAGUUUCGGCAGACCCCUCAGAACUGGCUUUACAGUCCAAAAGACCCGGCAUUGCUGAGUAUUUUGGCAGGAGUUUAUUUCCCAAGAAGCAGAGAGAGCCGAAGGGUCCGUCUCAGGAUGUUCCUGGUUGGAAGCUGUUUGGGAAGGUUCCCGCGAGAGAGAGCGCUCCCAAGGACUCCAGGACCAUACAGCAGGAGAGUACUCCAGAUGGUCUCGCGUCUGUGUCCACACCAAAUCUCUUAAGCGCAGGGGAGUUUGAGGCCAGGGUGGGCAAGGCUGUGCCUGGGGGAACGUCAGCUGGGACGUCCCCUACUCAGCCUCAACUGGGCCGGAGGAAGAACCUGGAGUUUGAGCCACUGUCCACCACAGCUCUUAUACUGGAGGACAGGCCUGCGAACCUUCCUGCCAAGUCUGUGGAGGAGGCCCAGCGUCACCGCCAGGAGUAUGACGAGAUGGUGGCCGAGGCCAAGAAGAGAGAAUUGAAGGAGGCCCAGAGGAAGAGGAAAGAGAUGAAGGAGAGGUUUAAGCAGGAGGACAGCAUCGCCAACGCCAUGGUGGUCUGGAACAACGACAUCCUGCCCAACUGGGAAAACAUGCGUAACACUCGGCGGGUGCGAGAGCUCUGGUGGCAGGGCUUGCCCCCCAACGUCCGAGGAAAGGUCUGGAGCCUGGCCAUAGGCAACGAGCUCAACAUCACCCCAGAGCUGUAUGAAAUAUUCCUCUCCAGAGCAAAGGAGAGAUGGAGGAGUUUCAGUGAGACGGGUUCAGAAACAGAGGCUGACGAUGGGGCAUCACUGGCAGACAGAGAGUCCAGUCUGGAUCUGAUCAAGCUGGACAUAUCCCGCACAUUCCCCCCUCUUUUUAUCUUCCAGAAGGGUGGGCCAUAUCAUGAUCUCCUCCACAGUGUGCUGGGGGCCUACACCUGUUACAGACCUGACGUGGGAUAUGUCCAGGGCAUGUCCUUCAUAGCUGCAGUGUUAAUCCUCAACCUGGAGGAAGCUGAUGCCUUCAUCGCAUUCGCUAACCUGCUCAACAAACCCUGUCAGCUGGCCUUUUUCAGAGUGGACCAUGAUCUGAUGCUGAAAUACUUUGCUGCAUUCGAGGUGUUCUUUGAAGAGAACCUCCCAAGACUAUUUAACCACUUCCAGAGCUCCAACCUCACCCCAGAUCUCUAUCUCAUAGACUGGAUCUUCACUCUGUACAGUAAGUCGUUGCCAUUGGACGUGGCGUGUCGCGUGUGGGACGUGUUCUGUCGUGACGGCGAGGAGUUCCUGUUCCGGACGGGUCUGGGGAUUCUGCGUCUGUAUGAGGACGUGCUCCUACAGUUGGAUUUCAUCCGCAGCGCCCAGUUUCUGACACGCCUCCCUGAGGAUAUAGGCUCAGAUAGGCUGUUCGCCUGCAUUGCGGCCGCGCCCAUGCUCAAUGGAAACAGAAAAUGGUCCCAGGUAUUUCACGCGUUGAUAAAGGACAACAAGGACAUGGACAGGAAUUGCAACCCAGCACAAAAGAGUUUAUGAUUCAGCAGUGGAACAUUUGAAUGAUCAUGUUCCUCUCUUUAAUUGAGAGGCUUUGAUCACCUUAGAUUGAUCAUGGUAAAUGGACCUCAAAGAAUUUCAUACUUGAAGAUGGAUACCUUGAACACCAUUGGCAAUUUGAUUGAAUUUAUAGUAUUUAUGGUAGUAUAUCAUGAAUAUACAGUACCAGUCAAAAGACAGACCUACUCAUUCAAGGGUUUUUCUUUUUUACUAUUAUUUAGAAUAAUAGUGAAGACAUCAAAAC
Molecule: messenger RNA, 3347 nt
Organism: Oncorhynchus gorbuscha (pink salmon)
Lineage: Eukaryota; Metazoa; Chordata; Actinopteri; Salmoniformes; Salmonidae
Gene: tbc1d12b
Product: TBC1 domain family, member 12b
Exons: 14
Coding region: 302-3085 (927 amino acids)
Source: RefSeq, a predicted model, not a curated record